Messenger RNA from Protopolystoma xenopodis, 300 nucleotides. The record is from the annotation of a GenBank genome assembly. NCBI's taxonomy places the organism in Eukaryota, Metazoa, Platyhelminthes, Monogenea, Polystomatidea, Polystomatidae.
AUGAUAGCAUGGAGACGUGUCGAAGGGACAAGAGAGGAAAGGGGAAAAAUGCCACUUUUAGGCCAAACUGACGGUUGCGAUGCUCGAGGUCCGAAUGAUCAGCAGCCAUUCACUUUCCCCGUCGUCACGAAACAGAAGAUACGACUGGAGGGCAGCGAAAAGUCUGAGAAAAGUGGCAGUGGACUGAAUAUGGGGAAAAAGACAGUGUUUUCUCGCGUCUCGCAAAUCACGAGCCGAGGCUAUUGGUCUCCGACUACACGCUCCGGCCCCUGGGGCUUCGGUUUUCGUGACUUACGCUGA